AUGGCGGGCCGAAAGGGCCUCUGCUCUAGGCAAUCUCAUUGUAUGCUGAACAAGGCCCGAAAUGUGGAGGAUCUGAAGUUGUGCUUGGAGAUGAAAUCUCAGCUCUUCAAGGAACAUAAAUUGACUAGCACAUCAGAAUCUGAAGAGAAACAGCUACAAAGAAUGAUUUGGAGCCCCGGAAAGAGUCAAAUUAUUCAUUUCCCAAAGUCGUUAGCACUACCGAAAUCGAUCAAGAAACUCUCAAUAUCGUCUACACACGCUUCUCUUCCCUUGAGCAUAUACAAGGUAGAUGAUCUAUGA
Messenger RNA from Prunus armeniaca (apricot), 300 nucleotides. The record is from the annotation of a GenBank genome assembly. Lineage: Eukaryota; Viridiplantae; Streptophyta; Magnoliopsida; Rosales; Rosaceae.